AUGGAGAAGUCACUGGUCUGUGCUGCCACUGGAGACUUCCACUUCCACACAUUUGGAGGAACCCACUAUGAAUUCCCUGGCUCUUGUGUCUACCGCCUGGUGGGUCUCUGUGGCACAGCCCAUGCCAACCUUGAGCCCUUCAGUCUGGAUUUGACCCCAUUGCUGCGGCCACGUGGCUGGACCAAGGCCCUGACCCUCUCAGCCUGUGGCCUGAGGCUGGACAUGAGUCCAAAAGAUCUCAACCACAUCCGGGUGGAUGGAAUUCUGGAAUCACUGCCCUUCUUUCACGGCCACUGCCUCCGUGCCUACUACCAAGGCCAUCAGCUCUGCGUAGACACGGACUUCGGCCUCUCCCUGACUUACGAUUGGGACAGCCUGGCACGUGUAACACUGCCGAGGCGCUAUGGACCCUACCUGUGUGGGCUGUGUGGCCAACACAGUCCGAGCAGCCCCACCAUGCAGGUGCCUGACACCUGGAAGGUGGCAGAAGUGUCUGGUUGUGGCCCAUUCUGCGGGCCCCUCUGUCCCCGCCCCUGCCCAGAAGCCAAGCGCACUGGAUUCGCUGGAGACGCCUACUGUGGGCUGCUGACGGCGGCCGAGGGUCCCUUCGGGUCAUGCUACGCCGCGCUGGACCCGCUCCCGUUCAUGGACAACUGCCUGGACGACGUGUGUCGCCACUACGGCGCUCAUCACAUCGUCUGCCGAGCCCUGACGGCCUACACUGUCGCCUGUCAGGCUCUGGGCGUGCGCCUGAGGCCCUGGAGGACGCCUGACUUCUGUCGUGACUCUUUCUUCCUGUCUUUUGUGCCUGUCUCAUUCUCACUGUCUCUCUGUCUCCCCGGUGCUUCUCUGUGCCUCCCUGUCUCUACCUCGCCUUCCUAUUCUCUGUUCCUCGUUCUCUCUCUCCGCCGUGUUGCUCUCCACGCCCCCCCCCCCCGCCGCCGCCCCGGCCCGUCACCCUCCGUCUCCGUCUUCCCGUCUGUUCCUCCCUCCCGCCUUACCCGUUUCUCCCACCCUCGCUAUUUCUUCCCCGUGUCUCUCCAUCUCUUUCCCCUCACUGGGCCCCCACAACCACACCCCACCCCGCGGCCCUCCCCAGCCUUGCGCUGUCCCCCGCACUCGCACUACGAGCUGUGCGGCCCGUGCUGCCCCGCCACGUGCGCGGGCCCAGAGAACUGCUCCGGCCGCGGCGCCAGCGGCAGCCGCUGCUGUGAGGGCUGCGUGUGCGACGCGGGCUUCGUGCUGAGCGGCGCCGCCUGCGUGCCUGCGGCCAAGUGCGGCUGCCUCCGCGCCGGCCGCUACCGAGCUCUGGGCGCCGCGUGGUACCCCGGGCCCGGCUGCGCACGUCGCUGCCAUUGCGGCCCGGGCGGCGCGGUGACGUGCGGGCCGCGGCCGUGCCGGCGCGGGCGAGUGUGCGGCCUGCGCGGAGGCGAGCGCCGGUGCUUUCCCGAAGGACGAGGCAGCUGCGCCCUCGCCGGGCCCGCGCACGUGCUCGCCUUCGAUGGCCGCGUGCUCACGCUGCCACCGCCCGCGCCCUUCCCUUCUGGGCCCUGCCUCCACCUGCUGGCCCGCAGCGGAAGCCAGGGGCCCUGUCGCUUCAGCCUAGACGCGGCCCGCGAUGGGGCCGGGCUGCUCAGCCUGCACCUCAACAUCUCCGGGCACCACCUGCAGCUACACCGCUCCCUUGUCGGCGUCAUCACGGUUGGGGAAACUCUGGUCCUACCUGGCUGCCAGGAACGCUGUAUGUGCUUGCGUGGUCAAGGCCUCCAGUGCCAGCCCUUUUCCUGCCCACAGGGCACAGGCUGCAUCCUGGAUGGGGGUGUGCGGUCCUGUGAAACUGGGGAGGGUGCUACAUGCCACCUCGAGCCGGGGGGCCACUUCACCACCUUUGAUGGCUUUAGUGGGCUCACACCCAUGCCUGUUACAUCCUGUGCCUAUGAGCUAGCCACAGUGGUGGGUUCCAGAACUGAGGAUCCUGACUGGUUCCAUGUCAUUGCUGACUUCCUGCCCUGUCCUGGCUGCACUACUCGCAAACCACGAGUGAUCAUCGGCUUCAGGGAUGGCUGUGCAGCUGUGGGAACCAAUCAAGAAAUAUGGGUGAACGGACAACCUGCGCGGCUCCCAGUCCAAGUGUGCAGGGGCGUGGUCGCACGCUGGGCCGAGGGCUCCCAGGUUGUCAUCGAGAGAUCCCCCACGCUGCGGGUGCUGGUGGGGCCGGAAGGGGCCGUGGCCCUACGGGCCUCCCCCGCGCUCCAAGGACGCCUCCGAGCAGCCUGCGGGGACUACAACGGAAUUGCAGCCGACGACCUGAUACUCCCAGGAGGACUCCGGGGUGCCAGCCUAACCGACGUGUUCCAGGCGUGCCGGGCUCGGGGCUUCAACAACUGCACGGAGAAGCUUGUUACUCCAGCCGUGACACAACACUUCGCCUGACGCCGUCCCUCUGUGUGUCCCCGUGGCUGGGACCUCCUGACACACACCUGCCCUUGGGAUGGGAACCCACGGACGUCCC
Molecule: messenger RNA, 2512 nt
Organism: Enhydra lutris kenyoni (northern sea otter)
Lineage: Eukaryota; Metazoa; Chordata; Mammalia; Carnivora; Mustelidae
Product: IgGFc-binding protein-like
Exons: 6
Coding region: 1-2433 (810 amino acids)
Source: RefSeq, a predicted model, not a curated record